Hemisphaericaspora subhashii is the source of this 1170-nucleotide messenger RNA. RefSeq names its product glutamine amidotransferase subunit (gene DUG3). Bases 1 to 1170 code for a protein of 389 amino acids. The transcript has a single exon. The record is from RefSeq and is a predicted model, not a curated record. NCBI's taxonomy places the organism in Eukaryota, Fungi, Ascomycota, Pichiomycetes, Serinales, Debaryomycetaceae.
AUGUGUCGAUUUAUGAUCUAUAAAGGAAAGGACCCAAUGGUUCUUUCCGAUCUUUUAACAAAACCAGCUCAUUCAAUAAUUAAUCAAUCAUUUGAUUCUCGAUUAAGAUUAGAUAUGAGAAAUCCUAUAAAUGGAGAUGGAUUUGGUGUUGGAUAUUAUACUGAUAAAAACUUACCUUGUAUAUUCAAAGCAAUAACACCUGCUUGGAAUAAUGUUAAUUUAAAUAACUUAUCACAAUGUACUCAAUCACAUCUUGUUUUUGGACAUGUUAGAGCUUCAACUCAAGGGGUUUUAUCUGAAAGUAAUUGUCAUCCAUUUUCAUUUGGUAAAAUAAUGUUUAUGCAUAAUGGUGGUAUAUCAAGUUUUAAUUUAAUUAAAAAGAAAUUGAUUAAUCAUAUUGAAGAUGAAUUUUUCAUCUAUAUUCAAGGUUCAACUGAUUCAGAAUGUUGUUUUGCCUUGUUUUUAGAUACGUUAUAUAAAAUGGGAUAUAAUCCAAAUGAUUUAAAUUUACAAAUCUCCCAUUCAAUAUUAAAACAAGCCCUUUUAACCACAAUUGAAUUAAUUAAAAAUUGGCAAUGUGAAAUCACUCAAGAACCUUCGUUAUUAAAUUUUGCAGUCACAGAUGGUGAAUCAAUAGUGGUAAGUCGUUAUAUUACUUCUAGAACCGAUGAAGCAGCUUCAUUACAUUUUAGUACCGGGUCAAAAUUCUUUGAAUAUCAACCGGGUUUAUUCAAAAUGGAAAGGUUAAAUCGAUCACAAGAUGUUAUAUUUGUUGCUAGUGAACCAUUGACUUUUGAAAGAGGCGAUUGGAUUUGUGUUCCGACAAAUACUAUAAUAACAAUCACUUCCAAAAAUACCGUGUUAAUGCACCCGAUUAGAGAUGAAUUUUAUGAUGAUGAAGGGACAAUUGAAAGAUCUUCUGGGUUGGCCAUGCGGAAAGGGUUAAUAGGCGGAGUUCCAACAAUGGCUGAUAAUAACAACAACGGCAGUGAUGAAGAUUUACCAAUUCAUAUCCAUCAUCCUUCAAAUGGUGAUCUUAUUGAUAAUGAAUCUAUCGAUGAAGUGGAUUCUUCAAUUGCAGAAGUCCCCCCCUUAGCACGAGAAGGAAGGAAAUCAAUCGUCUCGGAUCUAGAUAGAAGACGAACAAAUGAUGGAGAAUCAGUUUAUUGA